This is a messenger RNA of Microbotryum saponariae, 3036 nucleotides long. Lineage: Eukaryota; Fungi; Basidiomycota; Microbotryomycetes; Microbotryales; Microbotryaceae. The record is from the annotation of a GenBank genome assembly.
AUGUCGACCGUACUCCAACCUACCACACCUCUGAAACCUUCCCAGCUUUCCAACACGCUUGCCCCCGCACGCGGACCGGCGAGUGGCAGCAUGUUGGCCAAAUCGCACGCGCCGCCGCGAGCGGGAGCGGCAUCAACCAACUCGCACCCGUCCUCCUGCUCGUCGUCGCCGUCGUCUGAGUCUCCGAAGACCAGUGCGCUCUCGCGCUCCCUGCAAUCGACCGCCGCUUCCCCUUCGUCGUCGGGGAUCUAUGCCGCGAACGCUCAAUCGGAACGCGUGAGGAUCGAUCUGCAACGCCUCGAAGAAGCGAAAAGGGUCGAGAGUCUUAGAGCGAGGUCAGUACGCACGGGGGUCGGUGGGCGUGCGCGAUCGCUCUGAGCUGCUCUGAGCCAGUUCUGAGCCUCUGACGAUGAUGACUGUGGCCGUUGCUGACAUGAGCUCCUCUCGGCGUGUUUCUGUGUUUCUUUGUGUGUGUCGUUCGCCGCACGCAACUUUUCCUGUUUGCCCUCUUGCCCCUGUCACUGUCACCAUCACCAUCACCAGUUUUUUGAGCCCUCCCUCCUCGACACACCACACACCCACCUCGAAACCCAACAUCCUCGUUUCUACUAUUAGCGGUAGCCCCCGCACCGGCGGCUCACCUGCUGAUCGUGACCGCGACCGCGACAGCGGCGACGGCAGCGACGGCAGCGACGGCAGCGACGGCAGCGACGGCAGCGGCGGUGGCAGCGGCGGCGCCCCCACUUGCAGGUCCUCGUCACGUGGAGCCGGCGAGGGCGAUCAGUACCGUCACAGUCUCAGCCCAGUCACUGCCUCAGGUGGUGUAGGGAGCACUCCAAUUUCCCCUCCUCCACCUUCAUCGCAACAGCCCUCGCCAGACUCGGUACUGGCUUCGGUCCUGGCCAACAUGUCCCUCAACGCCGCCGAUUCGCCCUCGAACUCGGCCCUCUCGUCGACCCCUGCUGUGCCCGAGACGUCGUCGCCAACAGCACCUGCAAAAUCACCCAAGAGGAGAAGUUUCCUCAGCAAGCUCGCGGGCGCCAUGGAUGGCGUAGCACAUUCGAAUUCCACAUCGACAAGUUCCCGGGCAAAUCACCCCGUCAAGGAAGAAGUGGUUGCUCAGACUCGUGUGGACGCUUCACCGACUCGUACUAAUCCACCUCCCAAAGCGCCGCGACGAGCGACCAGUAAAGAGUGAGUCAGCUAUGAUCGAUCAACCUCGCAGCCUGGCCAUGUAUUGAUGCUACAAGAUGAUCUUCUCCAGCGACUUGACGCUCUUGAUCAUCAACUCGGGCAUCACCGAAUUGGGCAUGUCGAUCCAGGAGGUCAACACCAUUCUUUUCGAGAUCCAAGUCAGUCAAGCUUGUAACCCCUGUGCACAACAGGAUCUGAGCAACGAUCGGAAUCUGAACAACAUCACUCUCUUUCAAACCUCACCAGGAACUCCGCCAUACCACCUCGACAAUCAACCCCUCCACAUCCCCACACGGCUCCUCCCCUUCCUCAUCAACCGGAACCUUCCAUCCCGAGCGCAGCCUCUCGAAUUCCUUGACCUCCGCUGGGGCCGGCCCGAUCGACAACGACGAGAUUUAUUCGCAUGAAGCAGCAUCCCUUACGACUUCGAUCUCGGAAUUGGAUCUGGAUGGCUCUCGAACGUUGGCGAAACUGGGGGCAACAAGGACGGAGGCUAGUACGUUGAGUGAGGUCGAUUCGGCGCUGAUGCGCUUGCAGGAGAGGUUGGAAGCGCUGGCCAAGGUCAGUCAGCUCACGCGGUUGAGCGAAGAAGGUAUGACGGUACUUACUUUCGAACUUGCGAGCCCUCCACAGGAGUAUUCCGAGCUCGAGGCACAGAUCUCGCCUUUCCUCGACGAAUCCGGCCAACCGAGCGGCCCCGCAGCCUUCUUGGCUUCGAAGUGGAGCACGACCAUACUCCAGUACGAAGCCGUACAAAAGGACGCCGAGAUGCUGAGCGAAGAGCUGAAGGAGGACAAGUGGCUCGUCGUCUUUCGCACCGUAUCUUCCCAAGCUGAGGAUAUGAUGAGGUCUUUGGAAAAGGUCUUGACGCAAUCGCAUCAGUUCGUAUGGGAUAUUGAGAGACGACGACCCUCUGCGGCAGGGACGUCCUCUGUCUCGGGAUCAGGCGCAGGUGCGACAAGUAGUACGAUCCUUUUGUCGAGUUCAACUUCGACUCCUUCACGAAGCGUCAUGUCGACGUUCUUGUCCAAAUCACUCCCAACCGCGACGAGUUCAACGGUGCCCAAGGCGUAUUUUGGUGAUCCGGAAACGAUGCAACCCUUGUUGACCUCGUUCAUCGCCUUGCACCGCUCGCUACAUUCCAAAGUCAAAGUGGGUAUAGGUUUCGGGCACCAGGAACGUUUGUGUCGAUAGGACAUUGAUCUCUGGCUUUCUCUGUGACCACCCAGUAUUAUGCACCCGCUUGCGAUCGAGUGCUCAAGAUUCUUGGGAAAGGGAUUGCGGAUCGAAGUACAAAGAAUGGAGAGGUAUUGCGUCGGUUCAACGAGAUGAAGACGCGUUGGAGGAACCUCGUUGAACGGAUCGCCAGGAUAGAAGCCGAGAUGCAAGGUGUGGAAGAGAUGCUAAGGGACGCGGCAGAGCCUUCUUCUGCAGCGGCGAGCCCGACCUCCUCCGUCAGCAUAUCUCGUCGACCGGUCAGUAGUGAUAAGCGGGACUCGCCUUUGAGGAAGUGGGCCAAUAAAGUUACGGGCGCUGGAGGAUCAGCGCGACACCAGACUUCGACGCCGCCUUCUAGGCCACCCGUCUCGCUGCGCAAUUCCACCAAUGCCAGCCUUGCCGGCGCGUCUGUUUCGAGCUCGCGCACGCCUACGACAACCUCGCGGGCCUCGACAUCUCCAAUCACGAUUCCUUCCCCCGUUGCAUCCUCGGCCAAGCCGUCCGUUCAGACUAGGCGUCUCUCCCACUCCCACUCCCCUAACGCUCCCGCGCUCCCUCCCGCCUCGACGCCUCCGAGGCCACCUUCGUCCGCCUUCAAGUCUUCCCGCCCGGAGAGUUUGCUGA